Messenger RNA from Cariama cristata (Red-legged seriema), 294 nucleotides. RefSeq names its product lymphotactin-like. The transcript has 3 exons. Gene Ontology annotation, cellular component: extracellular region. The coding region runs from base 1 to 294 and encodes 97 amino acids. The record is from RefSeq and is a predicted model, not a curated record. Gene Ontology annotation, molecular function: chemokine activity; CCR chemokine receptor binding. Gene Ontology annotation, biological process: immune response; cellular response to type II interferon; cellular response to interleukin-1. Lineage: Eukaryota; Metazoa; Chordata; Aves; Cariamiformes; Cariamidae.
AUGAAACUCCACGCUGCAGCUAUCCUCCUUGUCUUCUGGCUUGGCAUCUUCACUGUGCACACAGCGAAAGGGAGCAUUGGAAGUCAGUCCAUGCGCAAAUUCCGUUGUGUGAAUCUGUCUACACAGCAACUGAACAUCCGAAACCUUAUCAGCUAUGAAAAGCAACAAGUUCCAGUAAAUGCCAUCAUGUUUCUUACCACAAAAGGUAUCAAGAUCUGCGUAAGCCCUGAUCAGAGAUGGGUGCAGGCUGCUAUGAAGAAAAUAGACCAAAAACGUACCACCAAAGGCAAAUAA